AUGGCCAGUCUCAAGGACAAAAUGCUUAGCUUAAUGCUUUACUUAUACCUCUUCCUGGACCCACGCUUACGUCGCAUAUUGCUGCAACACCCUGAAAAAGUGAUGCGCGCGAAAACGGAGCUUAAACAGCUCUUACGCCAACUGUGGCAGUUGAAGGAAAAGAUUGAUACAGAUGAAGCCUGCUUAACCUCUAGCUUGCUUUCGCAAAAUUCUCAUUCUUGCUCGCUCUUGACCGAGCUUUUAAGUAGCAUUGAGCUCGGUGCCGAAGAGGAAGCUGACGAUGAUGGGCAGCAGGAAUUAUUAAAAGGAUAUGCUGAAAUUGAUAGUUACAGCCCGAAGCUCAUCAGCCCAGGCGCUGAUAUAAUGCAGUACUGGAGUGAGAAGCAAUUUCAGUACCCGAAUUUAUAUCAGCCCAGGCGCUGA
This is a messenger RNA of Drosophila bipectinata, 423 nucleotides long. The record is from RefSeq and is a predicted model, not a curated record. NCBI's taxonomy places the organism in Eukaryota, Metazoa, Arthropoda, Insecta, Diptera, Drosophilidae.